Molecule: messenger RNA, 477 nt
Organism: Trypanosoma grayi
Lineage: Eukaryota; Euglenozoa; Kinetoplastea; Trypanosomatida; Trypanosomatidae
Exons: 1
Coding region: 1-477 (158 amino acids)
Source: RefSeq, a predicted model, not a curated record
AUGAUGGAGAAGCGUACAGUGAGUCCCCCAGCGGGGUACGACGUGAAAGCUGUUGGAGAGGUUGUGGUCAAAUGCAUUCCACCGCCUGCAGUCGAAGCAUCUCUCCCCUCUGCAAUGUUCGCAGCUCCUGGAGAACAGGACAGUGAUGACAUUAAAGACCUCUACAUUGCAGCUUCCAGCGAGGCAGAGAACACAGAAACAGAAAACUUUCUCACAGUGAAUGACGCCGAUCACACUGCCCCCACAGCCACACCUCAAGCCGGGACUACCGCCGAAGAGGCUCCCAACACUGGUGCCGGCACGCCCAACUCUGUGGGAGAGGGCGUUGCAGCCAACGCGUUACCUGCGCCCAACGGCAUCCUGCCGAGUGACGUGAAGCUUCCUGACCGCAACACCGACGCCAGCAGCAGCACUGCGUGGGUACGUGCCCCACUGUUGUUGCUUCUUGGGACACUAAGCAGCGUAGCUGUAUGGUAG